This is a messenger RNA of Colletotrichum scovillei, 840 nucleotides long. Its product is annotated as 60S ribosomal protein L44. NCBI's taxonomy places the organism in Eukaryota, Fungi, Ascomycota, Sordariomycetes, Glomerellales, Glomerellaceae. Gene Ontology annotation, biological process: translation. The record is from RefSeq and is a predicted model, not a curated record. Gene Ontology annotation, cellular component: ribosome; cytosolic large ribosomal subunit. The coding region runs from base 80 to 400 and encodes 106 amino acids. Gene Ontology annotation, molecular function: structural constituent of ribosome. The transcript is spliced from 4 exons.
AUUUCACUUCCCCCCGCCGGCCCCGACAAAUUCAUCGUCACGACACUCCGGCAAGCGAAAUCGACAAACAGCCGCCAAGAUGGUGAACAUUCCCAAGACGCGUAUGACCUACUGCAAGGGCAAGGAGUGCCGCAAGCACACCCAGCACAAGGUCACCCAGUACAAGGCCGGCAAGGCCUCGCUGUUCGCGCAGGGAAAGAGACGUUACGACCGAAAGCAGUCCGGUUAUGGUGGUCAGACCAAGCCUGUCUUCCACAAGAAGGCUAAGACCACCAAGAAGGUUGUCCUGCGGUUGGAGUGCAUCAAGUGCAAGACCAAGCUCCAGCUCGCCCUGAAGCGCUGCAAGCACUUCGAGUUGGGUGGUGACAAGAAGACCAAGGGUGCUGCCCUCGUUUUCUAAACGCAUUGUGUUUUCGGUCGACCGACUUUUAUGGCUCCUUUCACGGCACACGGAUCAUCAUCAGGCUGGAACAAUGGCGGCGAAGAGGGUUACCAGUUCUCAUUUGAGGAACUCUACAUAGGGAACAAAUAAAAGCCCUUGCUUGCGAACGGAUACCAAAAGCAAUUCAUCCAGCUUCCCUCCCCUCCUCAUCCCUCACCUGCUGUCGCGCGCUUAGAGAGACCAUACAACCGAAAAGAAAAAAAAGUGACAAGAGAAAAUGCGGGAUGCGUGGGAACUCGACAAACGGUUUGUCCUGAGGGUGGUGAUCACACUCGAGGUGGGAUGAACUUGUCCCUGUUGAGACAUGCCCAGGCUCCCGAAUCUGUGGUCGCUAGAAGAUAGAUGCCUUCUAUGAGGCUCAACCGGUCAAUCACAUAACUGAGUCACGAAAUAACGUU